This is a messenger RNA of Lachancea dasiensis, 1566 nucleotides long. NCBI's taxonomy places the organism in Eukaryota, Fungi, Ascomycota, Saccharomycetes, Saccharomycetales, Saccharomycetaceae. The record is from the annotation of a GenBank genome assembly.
AUGCAAACCGGUGGACCAGUUACAGACACUUCCUGGCACCUAUCUCAACACUUCGCUGAACCUACAAGUGACGGCAUUACUACGCCAGAGAGGGACUUGGAGGAUGAGGCAGAGAAGACCGAAAGUAUAGGUCCAGGUACAAGCUCCGAUCCCGAAGCGCAGAGUGGCUAUUUGGUUGAAUUUACAGACAAUGAUCCAGAGAAGCCCAUCAACUGGAGAGUGAAGAAGAAAAUAUAUCACACCAUGAUUUAUGGUAUUGCUACCUUAGCAGCCCAAUUCAAUUCCACAACCACUGCACCUUCAGUUGUACAUCUAGCUAACUACUUUCAUGUCAGCACAGAAAAGGCUUUGUUAUGUACGUCACUGUAUGUCAUCGGCGUUGCUUUUGGACCCAUGUUCUUCGCGCCAUUGUCAGAGAUGUACGGAAGGAAAAUAGGUGUGUUUGUCCCUCUGUUUAUAUCAAUGGCGUUCACAUUAGGCUCUGCACGAUGUAGCGACUAUCCAAGUCUUCUUGUUACGAGGUUUUUUGCAGGGUUUUUUGGGGGCAGCCCGGUUGUAUCGUCUGGUGGGGUACUUGCGGAUAUCUGGCCGAUCAGUGUAAGGUCGGUUGCAUUGGUAUUUUAUGCGAUGUUUGUUGUGUGUGGCGUUACGGUGGGACCGGUCAUAUCUGCUUUGCUGACCUAUCAAGUUGGCACAGACGAAUGGCGAUGGCCAUUGUGGUUCAUUUGCAUCGUGCAGGGUAUUCUUUUGAUAGUUGCCACACUGACAGUUUCUGAGACGUAUGCAGGGGUUGUGCUGGCCAAAAGAGCCAAGCAGAUUCGUAAAAAAUCUGGUAAUUGGGCGUAUCAUGCCCAACACGAAGAGUGGGAUUUAGACUUGAAGGAAUACAUCAGCAUUCACCUUGUGAGGCCGUUUGCGAUGCUUGCCACUCCUAUUGUAUUCGCCCUGGCACUGUUCGCUAGUUAUGUGUUCGGCAUUUUGUAUCUGAUCGUAACUUCGUUGCCAUUGACCUUUGAGAUGACGAGAGGCUGGGAGGGUACUGUAAGUAACCUUCCCACUCUUGGCAUGAUGAUUGGCGUGAUAUUUGGUGGUGCGGUCAACGUUUGGGGAGGUUUAAGAUAUAAAAGACUGCUCGUGAAACACAAGGGGGUUCCGAUCCCAGAGGAACGGUUCCCGCCUAUGAUGAUGUUUGGAUGGCUGAUGCCUGCGGGCCUGUUCAUAUUUGCAUGGACUUCACAAGCAAAAAUCCAUUGGAUUGCCCCAUGCAUUGGUAUUGUGGUAAUGUCCGUGGGAUUUUUCGUCAUCUUUCAAGGCUGCCUCAACUAUCUGGUGGACUCAUUCACGAAGUAUGCGGCAUCUGCUAUCGCAGCUAAUACCUUCUUGAGGUCAAUCUUAGGUGGGGUUUUCCCACUGUUUGGUCACUCUCUUUUUCGAAACCUUGGAGUGCAAUGGGGCGCUUCAACAGUUGCAUUUAUUGCGCUUGCAAUGAUACCAAUACCAUUCGUUUUCUACGCGUUUGGCGCAAAGAUUCGCUCGAGGAAUCCUUACAUUAAACGGGUAGCUUGA